Xiphophorus hellerii (green swordtail) is the source of this 1808-nucleotide messenger RNA. It is a transcript of the gene dynlt5, whose product is annotated as dynein light chain Tctex-type family member 5. The record is from RefSeq and is a predicted model, not a curated record. The transcript is spliced from 5 exons. Gene Ontology annotation, biological process: microtubule-based movement. Lineage: Eukaryota; Metazoa; Chordata; Actinopteri; Cyprinodontiformes; Poeciliidae. Gene Ontology annotation, molecular function: dynein intermediate chain binding. Gene Ontology annotation, cellular component: cytoplasmic dynein complex; cytoplasm. Bases 865 to 1374 code for a protein of 169 amino acids.
UUUUACGCACAUAAUUUCAAAAUUAUGCGCGUAAAAAUAAUAACGGCUAUCAAACGGCUGACGUUUGAUACACGUCAGCCGUGUAUCAAACAGGUGGAGUUCUUUUGACCGCCUCAUGUUAUGACACCAGAGGGCGCUGUGAAUGCACUGGAUUGAAACGACGCUCACAUGUUGGGAUAGUUCUUCAAAAAUGACUGGGCAUUUUAGACUUUUUUUCUCCCUUUUCUUUUUUUUUUUUUAAAGUACUCAGCUAAAUGUAACAAGUAAACCACCCACUUCUAACUGUCAUUUACCCGAAGCAAUAUGUGGAAUUAACUGGUGUUGCAGAAUUAUACAUUUGUUAUUUUGUUUUAAAUGCUGUCUCCUUGUUUCAAGUUAAAAAUAUCCCUAUAAUAACGCAAAAGUGUAAUGUGCUCUGAAAAGAGUAAAUCUCUGUUACGCUUUUAUUUAUUUAUUUUACUGUGCAUUACUGAGGGAAUCCAUAAAUAUGAAUGGUCUGAAUCCCAGACCUCUGCAUAAAUAAAUGUCGGUGUUACAGGAAGAUCUGACAAAAAUUAACCUUGACUUUAAUUGAAUUUAAUUUGACCUAUAUUGAGUCACACUCAGGCAUAUAAUGCCCAUAAAAUCUAGGCAAAAGGUCACAGUGUAUGGCAAGCCGUUUUGCCAUACACUGUGACGUUUUCACCUCACAGCCGUUGGUUGCACCCAACGAGUCACGAGCCCGCCCACCGAGGAGUCACGGUUGCUAUGGUUACCGCGGACUCUGUUGCUUCAUCUGGUUAAACCUGGAACAAGACGUCGAGAAAUCGCAACAUUUCAGGUUAGCUUGAAUUGCAAGGGAAGCUAAGGGAAGGAAAAGCAGCGAUGUCUGAACAACCUAAGGAAAAACCACCAAAAGCAGAGAAGAAAGUCAAACUUCCCGCGGAGGGACCCAGAGCCAAAGAAAAAGCUGGCCGAAUUAAGGACCCUGCCAGUACGCAUGUGGACGAGCAUGUGACCCAUGAAGAUCCCACAGCUGCCAUGAUUCCGAAUACUUACCAACUGGGCCCUAAUAAACCAUUCCCUAUCACUACUAUCUCACACAUACUGAAGGAAGAAAUCACCCAUCGCCUCCGGGAUGUGCGAUAUGAUCCAGUUCGCUCUCGAGAAAUGACCCUAACUCUCUGUGAAGUGAUAAGGACCCGCAUGAAGGAGUUUAUGAUCGCCAGGUAUAAAACCGUCAUCCUGGUCCACAUCGGCCAGCUCAACGGCCAGGGGAUGCAGAUCAGCAGCCGCUGUCUGUGGGAUCCAAACUUCGACACCUUUGUGUCCCACUCCUUCAAGAACACCUCUCUGUUCUGCAGCGCCACCGUGUAUGGGAUCUACUUUGAGUAAAACCGUCAGGUCAAGUUUUAGUUCGUCUCUCUUUGUCAAAUGCUUUAUCAUUAAGCAAACACUUUGAAGUGGAAACUCUUGAGUAAGUGACUGUCUGAAUGCAGUAGUUUGUGUUAUCAGAAGUCACUUACCAUGUUUUUCUCCUUUUUACAAUGCUCAAGCUGUUGCAGAAUCUCAAAGUAUUCCGCCAAGGACGUUUUCCUUGUAGGAUAAAAGCUACAAAAUGUAAGGACUGGUUAGAGCCGGACCGAACGGGCUGAUGUUGCAACUUCUGUACAGAACGGUGUUCUUACAUGGAAUGUUCUCCCAGAUAGCAGAAGUGUAUAUAAAACAGAGGCAUCUGUGAGGUGUUGCUCUGACUUUUCUGAUUUUGUUGCGUUCAGAGCCUUUGAACGCUUGACCGCCUUCAAAUAAAAGACUUGAAAGACAAAGUU